Oikopleura dioica is the source of this 339-nucleotide messenger RNA. Lineage: Eukaryota; Metazoa; Chordata; Appendicularia; Copelata; Oikopleuridae. The record is from the annotation of a GenBank genome assembly.
AUGUCGACCUCGCCGCCUGUCGCGAAAAAGUUGAAAAUGACGCUCCAAGCUUCGAAAGAAGAUAGUGGCCCAUCGUCCAGGACUCGAUCCAAAACGAAAAGUCUGGAGAAGCCCGACAAGUCCAUCUGGGGUCGACAUCGGGAGAUUCUCCUAGAAGAGGCACCAAUCAAGGAAGAAGUCGUUCGCGAACCAAUGGACAGGCCAAUGGAAUUAGUAAUGGACGUAUCGAGCGUCGAAAAGAAGGCUCCUCAUCCAGACGCCCGAAACAACAACUUCGACUUGGAUGAGUUCGACGAUAGAAACAAUACCCAACGUGAAUGUCCGGUUGUCAGAUUCUAA